GUGAUGAUACUCGCUCUUCGCUCAUGUCAGACUUCUGCUCUGGGUAUAAAAGUUCUCACUGGGAGGGUUUGUGAAACAGAAACAGUCAAGGAGUUCAGACAGUCGUACAGGCACAGACACAAAGUUUUAUCAAAAUGCCGAGCCUUGUCACGUCACCACCACUGGACCUGCAGCACUCAACCGUAGAGACUGCUGGCAAGAUGAACGGAAAGGACAGGUAAACACUGUUUUUAUGCACUUUCUCUCCUAUUUGGAUUGCAGAUCAACCUUUUCAGUUAAGGAAGAUGAUAGUGUUGAAUUAAGCCUUAAUGAUAUGUAUUUUUUCGCUAUGAAGGGGAGGAAAUCUAAAGUUUCUGCUGCAGCGUCAAUCGUCUCAAGUCACAAAUACUGACAGGUAAGGGAAUUCUUGAAACUUUCAACAUUGCACAACAAAUACAGUUGAUUGAAAUUUUGUUUUUAUCUAUUAUGUUUUUGACACCUCAUUCUUAUUUUACAGACUUUGUUUUGAGGAAAUGUCUCAGUGGUCCCAAUCAUUAGAGAGACUCCUAUCAUCAAAAUGUAGGUUUAACAAUAUGCGCUCCAAUAAUGAAGGUUGUUUUGUUGUUUUAAUGCUUCCUAACCAUUUUUUGAUGUCUGUGUAGAUGGAUUGAAUAUAUUCCAGGCCUUUUUGAAGACAGAGUUCAGUGAUGAAAACAUUGAGUUCUGGCUGGUGUGUGAGGACUAUAAGAAGAUCAGGUCCUCCUUCAGAAUGUGCUCCAGAGCCAAAAAGAUCUUCAAACGCUACAUUCAAGCUGAGGCUAUCAGAGAAGUACGUAUAGAGGUCUUAAUAAUCAAGAUACAUUUACAGCAACACCUCUGCUUCUAUUCCUGUGCUUACUGUCUUUUUUUUCCUCCUUUGUUUCAGAUCAACAUUGAUCACAAGACCAGGGACCUGAUCAGGGGGAACAUGAAGGCACCCACCACCGUGUGUUUUGAUGACGCCCAGAGGAUUGUCUACGGGCUGAUGGAGAGAGACUCAUACCCACGUUUCCUGAAGUCUGACAUCUAUCAAGCUCUACUGGACUCCACAUCAGAAUCAUCAAAUAUGUAAAUAAUACAGAUAGCACAGGCUUUAUGUCUGUAGAAACUGGACUGUGAAGCUGAGCAUGGGCUAUCUACGACAGCCCGGGUUGUGUGCUUACAUAUCCUGAGACCUCUGGUGGUGUUUCUCGAAUAUGGAGAGCUCCUAAAAUAUCAUCAGGACAUUUCCACUGCAGGGAAAUCUUUCAUUCAAAGGCCAAAGAGAGUGGCCAAAAAUUGCUAUAUUUGUACAUGAAUCAAGAGCAGCUGCUGUAAAGAAAAGGACUUCCCAGAGAUGCUACAAUAAUGAAACGAAAGUGUUAGGGACUUUCUUCAAGAGUUGCCAGGAAAGGGAUGUGGUGUACAUGACUAGAGCAGAAUCCGGGAUCUACAUUUGCACUAGGUCUCAAGUUUAUUGUUAUCUCACUAAAGCAAUAAUCUAGAUUAGUAGUGUGCAGUUAUGGUGUUAAUGCUGUCAAUGAUUUAUAUGCAGCUAUGACUUUGUUAUAAGCUAAAGCUACCAUUGAAAAUGUGUUUCAACAUUUGUCUAAAGGUUCUUAAUGUAAAUAAUGAAAUUUAUUUGUACAUAUUAAAUAAUAAAUUAUCACAUUUUGUGGAAGUCAUUUGAAAAUCACUUCAAAAGAAAAGCGCUGCAAUGCGUGAAAUGUCCUCUUAUCAGAAAACAAGCCCUAAAUGAGCUCAAGACUCAUUAUGUGACAAUAUAAAUCACUCCAUGAAUCCAGCAAAAUUAAAUGCAGUCAAUGAGUCAUUUAUGUAUUUCAGUAACCUCAUUUUGUUCAUUCACACAUUGUAUGAUCUUAUUGUAACUGGUUCUUGGAAAAUGGUAAAUCCGGCAGCAAAGUAUCACAGAAUACUAUGGUGUCUGUGUCUGAUUUAAAAUAAUUGUUAAAGUUUUUAAGUCCAAAAUUUGUUUAAUGUGUCAAAUCAAAAUUUUGAAAAUAUACUUUCUUUUUUAAAUUAUAUUAUUUAUUAAUUAAUUUAUUUAUUUAUUUUUGUUGAGAAUUGAGAUGAUCAAUUCCACUAAAGGGGAUCUAAUUGGCAAUAAUAAAGGUAAGUUAUAAUUAUAUUCAAGGCUUAUACAAUACAAUAAAAGAAGAACAAUACAAGAACUUUAUUGAUCCCCAAGGGGAAAUUCAUUUUUUCAUCCAUUUCCAUACAGUUAUAUAAUUGUUUAUAAACAUCCAAUUAAAUUUUAGAAGUUGUUUUAACUGCAUUGAGUUUUCUGCAUGUUACAAGCUAACACAUGUUGUUAAUCUUUAAUUAAAGUCUAAUUCAUGUUGUAAA
This is a messenger RNA of Xyrichtys novacula (pearly razorfish), 2364 nucleotides long. NCBI's taxonomy places the organism in Eukaryota, Metazoa, Chordata, Actinopteri, Labriformes, Labridae. The record is from the annotation of a GenBank genome assembly.